Molecule: messenger RNA, 927 nt
Organism: Didymodactylos carnosus
Lineage: Eukaryota; Metazoa; Rotifera; Eurotatoria; Philodinida; Philodinidae
Source: the annotation of a GenBank genome assembly
AUGAGUGACAUAGAAAGUGACAAUCAAGAUGGAGAUAGUGAUGAAGAGAUGGAUAGUGAGCAAGAAGAUCUAGAACUUCAACAAGCAUUAAAAGAAGGCCGAUUACAACCGGGUCUCAAUAUUGAAGAAAAACCAAAACGACCACUUAUUAAUAAUAAAAAAGCUCUUGAUGCUAAAUAUACCGAAUUAUAUCUUAAUCUUCCAUGGACCGAACGUCUUGAUUGCACAAAUGCUCCAUUAUCAUCAAAAGAUGCUGAGAUUAUUGAGAAUAAUGAAGACUUAGCUGAUAGUGAUUUUAAACGUGAAAUGUUGUUUUAUCGACAAGCUCAAGCAGCAGUUAUCGAUGCUUUGCCAAAAUUAAAAAAGGCAAAUAUUUCAACAAAGAGACCAGAUGAUUAUUAUGCUCAAAUGGCAAAAUCCGAUGAACAUAUGAAAAAAAUACGAGAAUAUUUAGUCAAUCGUAAAACUGAUAUUGAAAGACGAGAAAAGGUGCGAAAAUUACGAGAACUGCGAACAUUUGGCAAAAAAGUUCAACAAGAAGUAUUGCAAAAACGCCAAGAAGAAAAAACACAAUUAUUGAAAACAAUGAAAAAAAUACGAAAAGGCAAGAAAGAAGGUGUUAGAGAAUUGGAAGAAUCACUUGGAGAUCGAAAGAAAAGAGUGAUGCAACCAACAAAAAAUGGAAAACAAGAUAUGAACAGCAAAAAACGAAAAAAUAGUCGACUUGAAUAUAAAAACAAGAAAUUUGGUUUUGGUGGUAAAAAGCGUAAUAUGAAGAAAAAUACAGCUGAAAGUUCAGCGGAGAUUGGAGGAAAGAGUAACAAAUGGGAGAGACCGUCAUUUCAUGCACAAAAAGCGAAAAAAGGUAAAAAUAAACAAGCACGUCCGGGUAAAACAAAUCGUCAGAAAAUGAAAGCUAGAAAAUAG